UGGCAGUUAUAGACCAAUAAAAAUUCGCCACGUUCACUUCCCAAAAACAAUUCAUUUCUCAGGCGGUUAUAAACGUGGAAACAAUUCAUUCUUAAAUUCUCUCUCGAACUAGUUCUCACGGACCUCCAUUCCUGCUAUCUCUUCAAGCUUUGCCAGUCUGAUCUUCAUGAAUUCAAGGAGCACUGUUGCAUCCACUAUUUCCUGUAAAUCGGGAAAUAAGAACACUUUCUUCUUCUGGAUUUUGGUUUGCUUGUUCCCAAGAUUCCUUGGAAUUCCCAUCACAUACGUGAAUUUCCUGUUGUUUAAGGCCAUUGUCAGGUGUCCUAAAUCAUCAGUUCGCUUCUUGGAGUCUUCCAGGGAUAUCCAUCUAUUGUAGUGAAGAACUUUAAAAAUCCAUUUACUGCAUUCCCCCCUCAUUUGAUAUUUAGCAAAAUGGUUUCCUCUCAGUUCUCUAAUUUGACUGGGGCCCCCACACAAAAAUCAUUCAAGAGGCAGGUGUUUCUACCAGUUGGACCGCCUGAUGUUCUUUUAGUGGAUCAUGUCGAGUUGGACUUUGAUGAUGUGUUUGGUCCUGCACCAGCUCAAACACUUGAAGAUAUGAGUUCUGAGAAUUCCAGAAAUUUGCCUGCUGCAUGUGAAAAUGAAUUAUUAUAUGAUGACGCUGCAGUAAUUUACAGCCGAUCCCAGUCGUUGGUGGGCCCCACAACCUAUGUUAGUAAAUCGUUGAAGCAUAGCAAGCUCACUUUACGUGAGACGGGGGAUUCGCUGGAACUUGUGGAGGGAACCAGCGAAGGUGCACUGGAAGCUCAGGAAGCUGCUUUAGACAGUGCCUUUGAAAAAUUUGUUGUUCAUGUUGAUAGUAAUUCUCUGAAGUGCGAGAGGGUAGGGCUUGAAGAUUUUGAAGUUUUGAAGGUUGUGGGCCAAGGUGCAUUUGCAAAAGUGUAUCAAGUGAGGAAGCGAGGUUCUUCAGAAAUAUUUGCAAUGAAGGUCAUGCGCAAGGAUAAGAUUAUGGACAAAAACCAUGCGGAAUAUAUGAAAGCUGAGAGGGAUAUUUUAACAACAGUCGAUCAUCCUUUCAUCGUGCAGCUCAGAUACUCAUUCCAAACCAAAUAUAGACUAUACCUCGUGCUUGACUUUGUCAAUGGCGGUCACCUUUUCUUUCAACUGUAUCGCCAAGGGCUAUUUAGGGAGGAUUUGGCACGGAUAUACGCCGCUGAGAUGGUUUCCGCUGUUGCUCAUCUCCAUGCAAAUGGCAUAAUGCACCGGGAUCUCAAACCUGAAAAUAUUCUUUUGGAUGCAGAUGGACAUGCAAUGUUGACUGAUUUUGGCCUGGCAAAGCAAUUUGUUGAGGAUACAAGAUCCAACUCUUUGUGUGGAACUUUAGAAUAUAUGUCGCCGGAAAUUGUUCUUGGGAAAGGUCAUGAUAAGGCUGCAGAUUGGUGGAGUGUAGGAAUUCUACUGUAUGAGAUGCUUACUGGAAAGGCACCUUUCACUGGUGGGAAUCGGCAGAAAAUCCAGCAGAAGAUUAUAAAGGACAAGAUCAAGCUGCCAACAUUUUUGUCAAGUGAAGCACAUUCAUUACUGAGAGGAUUACUGCAGAAAGAAGCGAGCAAGCGCCUUGGCUCUGGACCUGGUGGAAGUGAGGAGAUAAAAGGCCACAAGUGGUUCAGAUCGAUCAACUGGAAGAAACUGGAUGCUCGGGAGAUUCAGCCGAGCUUUCUCCCAGAAGUUGCUGGAAAACAAUGCAUUGCCAACUUUGAGGAGUGCUGGACCAACAUGCCGCUGCUGGAUUCUCCGGCUGCUAGUCCAAAAUGUAGUGACAACCCCUUCAAGGGGUUCACUUAUGUAAGGCCUGCAGCUCCUUUUCUGCAGAGGAAUGAUUCAUAUAACUAAACACCUUGGCUGAUGGAUCACAAGGUUUAGACAUUUGCACCCAGUAAUUGGUUUUGCCCAGUUCAGCAAAUCCAUAUUGAAUUUUGUAAUUUCUUAGGUCAGGUCAUGCUAAAGAUUGUAUUGAGGAAUGAUUUCUUUCCAAUCAGGAUCCUUUAAGUUACUAACUUGUAACUUAAAUAUUUAAAUACAAUCUUUUUAAUAUCCCUCUUCUUAAAUGAUAAUCUCUUUGAUGUUUCCUUUUCUUUA
Messenger RNA from Cornus florida, 2139 nucleotides. RefSeq names its product serine/threonine-protein kinase AtPK2/AtPK19-like. The transcript is spliced from 7 exons. NCBI's taxonomy places the organism in Eukaryota, Viridiplantae, Streptophyta, Magnoliopsida, Cornales, Cornaceae. Bases 433 to 1893 code for a protein of 486 amino acids. The record is from RefSeq and is a predicted model, not a curated record. Gene Ontology annotation, molecular function: ATP binding; protein serine/threonine kinase activity. Gene Ontology annotation, biological process: protein phosphorylation.